Camellia sinensis is the source of this 1750-nucleotide messenger RNA. Its product is annotated as ninja-family protein AFP3. The record is from RefSeq and is a predicted model, not a curated record. Lineage: Eukaryota; Viridiplantae; Streptophyta; Magnoliopsida; Ericales; Theaceae. Gene Ontology annotation, cellular component: nucleus. Gene Ontology annotation, biological process: signal transduction; negative regulation of DNA-templated transcription.
AAGUUUAUAUCUCGCUCUCCCUUUUGAUUUAAAUAAAAUUUCUCUCUCUCUCUCUCUCUCUCUCUGUAUCUCAGCUUCUGUGUCUCCGGCUAGACCUGUCGCCGGAAUUCUUCUCCUGAGAUUCUCCGACAAUCGUUGUUCAAGUCAGUUUCAAAAUUUUUAAUGGGUGAAGAAGCAAACAGAGAUUGGGUUUCUAAAGCCAGAAACUUUUUCCAAAAAUCCACACUUCAAACCUCCAAAUCUUCAGAUUCAGUUCAAUUGGACCUCAAUUUAGGACUCUCUUUGGGUGGUUGUUACACCCAAGAAAUCCCCAAAGAAAACCCACUAAUUCGAUCAGCUUCACUGAACCAUGACUUGAAUGCUCUGUUUGAGAAUGAGGGUAGAGGGUUUCUCUCCCUCUCGAGAUCGGCAUCGAUGCCGACGGAGGCAGAGCAAGAGGUGAGGAAGUUGAAGGAGUUUCAGGCCAUGAAGAGAAUGGCUGCCAAGAAGAGACUGGUGGAGAAGCACCGCCAUAGCAGGGGAGGUGGUUCUGAGGAAGAGAAAGCUCCAGCGGAGGCUCAAUUCUCCAAUUGGGCCGUUGAAUCGGCUUCGAAUAAUACCGCGUUGUGUCGAGCCAUUGAGAAACUCAAAUCCAAUGCCAAUACCAGUCCAUCUCCCAAACUAACAAUUCAAGGUCUUGAAAAUUCAGCUGCUGACAAAGUUCCUACCCUUUCUCACCCUCCAGUCGCCUCCAGAACGAUGGAAAAUGGAAAAUCAGCCUAUCGCUCCACACCGGCAGUCAUAUUUGAAAACAUGAUAAAUAAAAAACAAGUCAAUACCGCUAAUUCUCACCAGGAUUCUAUGGUCUCCUUCAGGACAAUAUCAAAUGGAAAACCAGUUGAACAUGCGAAAACCGAGCAUGAGAGACCAUCUAAGAAGGCUAAAGUUUCAUCCAAUGGCAUUCCAGACAUCACGAUGGCGGAAAUGAUGAGACUAAUGCCUAGCGUAACGACUACUGGUGACGGGCCCAAUGGGAAGAAAAUAGAAGGGUUUUUGUACCGGUACACGAAAGCAGAAGUGAGUAUAGUUUGUGUUUGUCAUGGCAACUUUCUCUCUCCGGCGGAGUUUGUGAAGCACGCCGGUGGGACUGAAGUGGUGAACCCCAUGAAGCAUAUUAAUGUCUUACCUGCUACAUUUUAGACUGUGUUUGAAUCAUAAAUUUAAAUAGUAAUUUGUGGAGGAAAAAGAAAAGAAAAAAAUAAAAAUAGAAAGUGACAAAAAUAUAAACAAAUUUUUUGUCUCUUUUUACUUUCUUUCCUCAAAUUCUUACUUAAAUUUAUGAUCCAAACAUAACCCUAAGUUUAAGCAGUAGUGGUGGCUUUUCACACCUUUGUAGAAUGUUGUUGUUAGGUAGGAAAUGAGGAAGCUAAGUCAUCUUUCUAUAAGUUUCUUGUUUGUUUGUUUUCUUGGCUGUAAAGAAACAGUUGUAAGUGUCGAUCCUUCACAAGCAAUUUUGUGAAGGUUUAUUUUUUCCCUUUUUCCUACCUAUUAGAAUAUAUUAAGGUAGAAAAGGAGAAACCUAGGGUUCUUUCUUCUUCUUUUCUAGGUUGCAAGGAAACUCUUGUCAAAAUGUGAAUCCUUCCCAUGCAAUCCCAUGCAAUUUUGUAAAGGUUUCUCUCUCCUCUCUCUCAUAUUUUUUUGUUGUAGCAAUGUAACAACCCCACCAUGCCUAUUAUUCUACACUUAAUUCAUGAUGGAGAUUUGAACUUUA